AUGGCCAAGAAGUUGGUUUCUGUCAUAAGAGAUUAUCCUAAUAUGACCAGUAAAGGGGUAGAGGCAGAGUUGUUUAAGUAUGGUGUGAGGCCUAGUAAAAUGCAAAUUUUUAGAGCUAAAAACAAAGCACUAGCUGAGAUAGAAGGCAUACAUGCUGAAUCAUAUACAAAAUUGCCAAGAUAUGCUGAGUUGUUAAGAAAGUAUAAUCCCAAUAGCAUAUGCAAAAUACAUUAUGAUAGGCCAAAUAUCUUAGUUGAGCCUGCCUUCCUAAGAAUCUUUGUCAGUUUCACAACACAAAAGUUAGGAUUUUUGGAAGGGUGCAGGCCUUUUGUGGGGUUUGAUGGCUGUUUCUUGAAGGGUCCAUUUGGUGGUGUAUUGCUCAUAGUAGUUGCUUUGGAUGCAAAUAACAACAUAUUUCCUUUAGCCUUUGCUGUAGCUGAAUGUGAGAGCAAGGAUACUUGGAGGUGGUUCUUCUACUAUUUUUCUGAGUUUUUUGGACCAUUUGAUCACACCAAACCUUUAACAUUCAUGAGUGAUAGGCAAAAGGGAUUGAAUCUUGCAUAUGAGGAGAUGAUUCCUGAAGUAGUUGGAAGGCAUUGCUGCAGGCAUAUAUGUAGCAACUUUAAGAGUCAAUUUCCAGGUAUCUUACUUAGCAAUUUGUUUUGGAAGGCAGCGAAAAGUUAUGAUGCAAUAGGACAUAAUGAUGCAAUGGCUAGCAUUAAAGACAUUAACAUAAAUGCUUGGAAAUAUUUGGAUAAAAUUCCAAGAACUACCUGGUGUAGACAUGUAUUCUCAACUGAGUUGAAAUGUGACCAUGACACAAAUAAUUUUACUGAGUCUUUUAAUGCUUGGAUUGGUGAUCUAAGAGGAAAACCAAUACUGACUUUGGUUGAUGGUUUAAGAAGAAAGUUCAAUAAAAAAAUGCACAUAAGGUACCAGAAAUGCGGCACCUUGACUGGUCACAUUACUCCCAGAAUUGUUGAGAAACUAAAAGAAAUUGGCCAAGCAUCAAGAAAAUGUCAGAUGCAUAUGGCUAGUGAGGAUACAUUUGAGGUUGGUGAUAUGGACAGGACCUACAUAGUCAACUUGAGGCAAAGAAGCUGUGACUGUGGUGCUUUUCACAUUUCUGGAAUUCCAUGCAAGCAUGCAGCAUUAGGAGUUAUAUAUAGGAGAGAAAAACUAGAGAACUAUUGUGAAAUUUGGUUCACCAAAGACAUGUAUUUAAAAACAUACUCGCACAUGAUUCAUCCCAUUCCUAAUGUGAAGAGAUGGCCUCCUAUGCCUGAAGUGCUACCAACAACUGUCUUGCCACCACCUCUGAGAAAAGCUCCUGGUAGACCAAGAGUAAAUAGAAGAAGAGAGCCUGAUGAAACUGCUUGCACAGCAUAG
Messenger RNA from Coffea eugenioides, 1389 nucleotides. RefSeq lists its product as uncharacterized. NCBI's taxonomy places the organism in Eukaryota, Viridiplantae, Streptophyta, Magnoliopsida, Gentianales, Rubiaceae. The coding region runs from base 1 to 1389 and encodes 462 amino acids. The transcript has 2 exons. Gene Ontology annotation, molecular function: zinc ion binding. The record is from RefSeq and is a predicted model, not a curated record.